AUGGAAAAAGAUUUGAAUGAGUCUAAUAUCGUUUUAAGAAAUACAAGAACUCCACGAGAUAAAGGUAGAGCUGGCGAUGUGAGAGAAUCCCUUUUAUCAGAUUCUACGUCAGGUAUUUGUAACGACGAAGACGAAAACACAUGUAGUGAUGACACUGCGUCAUUUUCAAGUGUGGAUAUAGAAAUUAGUAAUAAAGAAGGGCUGUUAGCUUUUGGCAAGAAAAAAAGCAUCAAAGGUAGUGAACAUCCUGUUAGUGGAAGCAAAACAUUAAAUGAUAUUGAUAUUAAAACAACGCUACAUACUGUUACUGAAGAGAGAAAAAAAUGUGACGUUAACGCCAUAACUAUUGAUACCACGCCUAGUAUACCCGAUGGUGGUUGGGGAUGGGUGGUUGUAAUGUCAUCAUUUAUUAUUUCUAUGAUUGCAGAUGGGAUUAGCUUUUCAUUUGGCUUAUUGUACAUUGAAUUUCUGGACGAGUUUAAAUCCAGCAAAUCAACGACUGCUUGGAUUGGUAGUCUUUUUAUUGCUGUACCACUUCUAUCAGGUCCUGUAAUGAGUGCUUUGGUUGAUAAAUAUGGCUGUCGUAGUAUGACAAUUUUGGGUGGAAUAAUAUCUACUGUUGGAUUUAUCUUAGCCUCAAUUUCUACAACAAUUGAAAUGAUGAUGAUUACGUUUGGAGUUAUUGCUGGAAUGGGUCUUGGAUUAGUUUAUGUCACAGCCGUCGUUUCUAUUGCGUACUGGUUUGAAAAGAAAAGAAACCUAGCUGUAGGCUUAGGAGCCUGCGGUACAGGUGUAGGGACAUUUGUGUAUGCACCGAUGACGCAAUAUUUAAUAGAAGAAUAUGGAUGGAGAGGAACAAUUCUUUUAUUAUCAGGAACACUUCUUAAUUUAUGCGUAUGUGGUAGUGUUAUGAGAGAUCCUGAUUGGUGGAUACAAGAACAAAAGAAACAGCGUAAUGAAGAAAAGUCUUGUAACAGUGGAGAAGAUAUUCAAUCCAAAAACUCCAGCUAUACUUCCUUAGUAAAUCCCUAUGUAUUUGAUGCACCGUCUAGGGGUAAGGGUAUGAGUCGAUUAAUAAUAAAAGGCGUGCCUCCAGAAAAGGUAAUAAGAGAUGAAGUGGCAGCUAUUAAACGAUACGAAAACAUCUCAAAGUACACUCAAAGAACCACCAAAAGAUCAAGAUCUUUAGAAAAUUUGCCUACUUAUCUGACGUAUGAUGAUAAGGUGUCGAUGAAGAUGCUAGAUACCUUAAUUAAAACAAUUAGCAAGCAAAAUAAUAUUGAGGUAAAAUAUCCGUUAUUUACAAAGAAUAAUACAUACACAAAGGAAAACAAGGAAUCAAUAAUAACAGUAGACUUUGAUGAAGCCAAUGAUCCACCAGCCGUAGCUUAUACAAUGCAAUUUCUCCAUCGUACCCAUUCUGAAAAAUACGAUAAUAACAAAGAAAAAGACUUCAAAAAGUAUCAACUUAAGAACAGUAAGCAGAAUGAAAUGGUGAAGUUUAUGAAUCCUAAAACAAAAACUAAUAAACCAAUUUUAAAGCAAAAUAGUAAAGAAAGUCGACGCGAAUGGUUUAGGAAGCAGUUUUCAGUGAAUCAUCAUUACUUGAAAGACUUGAAAAUGCCUAUCAAUUCAAUAAGUCACAGAAACGCUAUGCUAAAUAUAAAAAAAUACAGAUUGAAAGCGUCAUCCUGUCCGGAUAUAUUUAAAAAUUCAAUGAUAACAAUAAACGAAAAGGAAGAAAAAUGGUAUGACGGCUGUUUAAGUUGCCUGGCCGACAUGUUCAAUAUUUCAUUGUUCAAGAAAAUAACCUUCAACCUGUUGUGCUCGGGUACCAUUAUUCUUUUCAUCUGGUUUAUAGUCCCCUACUUCUAUUUGGCUGAGCAUAUGAUACAAAAGGGAUACACUGAAGACGAUGGUGCAGUUAUGUUGAGUCUUAUUGGAAUUACCAACACGAUUGGCAUGGUGGGUCUUGGAUAUAUUGGAGACUUUCCUAACGUCUCAAUUGCAAAUCUAUAUGCAGUCUGUCUUAUUCUUUGUGGAGCUUCGGUGGCAGCGAUUCCCUCAGCUACUUCUAAUUACUGGAUUUUAGCUUCUACAUCUUCAGCUUUUGGGUUGUUAUUUGCAGCAUCUUUUACCUUUACACCGAGUCUGUUAGUGAAGAUAGUAUCUCUGGACGACUUUACUUCAGCAUACGGACUGGUGUUACUGGCACAAGGUAUCGGACAUUUAAUUGGGCCACCACUAUCUGGUCUUAUUUAUGACUUGACUUUCUCAUGGGAGCUUGCCUUCUUCUUAGCCGGUGGCUGGAUUGUUGUAUCUGGAGUUCUUAUCUCUUUCAUUCAACCUGUAAAAGAUUAUCAACAAAGGCGUGAAAAUAUGAUAAAGCGUAGCGAUUCUGGUAUUGUGUAA
This is a messenger RNA of Parnassius apollo (apollo), 2412 nucleotides long. NCBI's taxonomy places the organism in Eukaryota, Metazoa, Arthropoda, Insecta, Lepidoptera, Papilionidae. The record is from the annotation of a GenBank genome assembly.